Messenger RNA from Cydia splendana, 1445 nucleotides. Its product is annotated as spermine oxidase-like. The record is from RefSeq and is a predicted model, not a curated record. Gene Ontology annotation, molecular function: polyamine oxidase activity. Bases 35 to 1432 code for a protein of 465 amino acids. The transcript is spliced from 7 exons. Lineage: Eukaryota; Metazoa; Arthropoda; Insecta; Lepidoptera; Tortricidae.
UGUGUAGUCGCUAUAAGUGCACGGCUCAAGAAAUAUGUCACAACUAAUGGACGUGGUGGUAGUAGGCUGCGGCGCGUCAGGCGUAGCCGCUUUACGGCGACUCCACGAUGUCGGGCUGAAAGUGCUGGGGCUAGAGGCCGCUGACAGGAUCGGGGGCAGAAUCAACUCCGUCCAGUUUGCAGAGGGGAAGGUGGACCUAGGGGCUGCUUGGUGCCACGGUGAAAAAGACAACAUAGUGUUCGAGCUAGCCAACCCAUUGGGUCUACUAGGCCGGCCAGAGCCAGGCAACAAAUGGUUCCUACUGUCAAACGGGGACCUGGUGCCGAACGAUAAAGCCGAGGAUAUCGUCGACGCCUUUAACGAGGAAGUGGGGAAGGCGGAUAAGAACAGUAAGAAGGGGAUUGCUGAAUGUGUGAGGAAUGCUGCUAAAUCAAACACAACUCUACAGAAGGAUCCAAAACUGACCAACAUGUUCCUGGAGUGGUAUGAGAGGAACAGUCACCUGGGAGGCCAGAAGGACCCAAAGCAAGGGAAGUCAUUGAAGGGGUUGGAGGAGUUUUGGAAUUCUGAAGGGGAGUUCAUGCUCCAUUGGAAGGGGAAGGGGUACGCUACCAUAUUGGAUGUGCUUUUGAACAAAUACCCAGACCCGUCCAAAGCGAUUCCCGUCAACAUCCUGCUUAACAAAGAAGUGGAGAGCAUCAAGUGGAGCAGCAGCCAAGGGGACUCUGGCAGCCCUCUGGUGCACGUCAAGUGCAAAGAUGGAAGCCUGUACGCUGCUAAGAGUGUCAUCGUCACUGUUUCUAUCGGAGUUUUGAAGGAGAGGCAUUCUCAACUCUUCAACCCCCCGCUACCCGCCGAGAAAGUCAACGCCAUAAACAACCUACAAUUCUGCGUUCUCGGCAAAAUCUAUAUCGAGUUUGAGAAGCCUUGGUGGCCGAAAUCACCAGCCAACUUCACUCUCCUCUGGCAAGACGAAGAUAAGAAGAAAUUCUCUAAAGAAGACCAGUGGAUCACGGAGAUUUAUGGAUUCUUAACAGUGGAGAAUCAGCCUAAUGUAUUGCUGGCGUGGAUAUAUGGAGAAGGCGCGGAGGAAAUGGAGAAGGUCGGCUUGGAAGGAGUGAAGGCUGGGGUGGAGAAGUUGCUGAAUAUCGUGAGAAGGCAGUUCGAAGUGACGCCGGUGAAGAAUAUUAUAAGGACGCAAUGGGCUUCAAAUUCCCUAACCAGAGGCGCGUACGCCUACCGCAGUGUUGCCAACGAACAAAAUGGCGGCAGCGCCAUUACGUUGAGCGAACCCCUUUACCACAGCAACAAUUUCCCUAUUGUAUGCUUCGCGGGUGAAGCCACGUCGCACCAUAGACACACCGCGGUCCAUGGUGCCAUAGAAGCGGGAUUCAGAGAGGCUGACAGGUUGAUAGAGAGUUUAAAGAAAUAAAAAUAUUGUCUAU